Molecule: messenger RNA, 5035 nt
Organism: Diorhabda carinulata
Lineage: Eukaryota; Metazoa; Arthropoda; Insecta; Coleoptera; Chrysomelidae
Product: tRNA (adenine(37)-N6)-methyltransferase
Exons: 5
Coding region: 121-1434 (437 amino acids)
Source: RefSeq, a predicted model, not a curated record
CCCAAAUGUAAACGUCAAAUUCUCACAGAUCUUAAAGAUCGCUUAAAUUGUCAAUAACCAUAUUUUGACACUAACAACUGUUGAAAUUUUUGGAUUAAAGGAAAAUAGAAAGUAACAAAAAUGUCAGUAGAUAAUAGAAAUUGUACUGUUAACGAUAGCAGUAAUAUAACCUUAGAUCCAAUAUCUCUUCAAAAUCAAUUAGUUAUUGCAAGAAAAGAAAUAAAUAAUUUACGGCAGCAACUGAAUACUCUAAACCACGUUCAUAGAAAUGAACUAGAUCAUAUUAACAAAAAAUUGGCGGAAUGGCAGUGCCCUUCAUGUAGAAUAAAUCGUAUUUCGACCCAGACUUCCUCAGAUACAGAGCGAUACGAUUUCACAACAAAAUACAUCGGUAAAAUAAUAACAAACUUUCCACAAAAAAGAGGUACUCCAAGACAACCAGGCAUCUGCAAAGAAAUGACAGCUAAAGUAGUGAUUGAUAACAACGUUUUUACAAAUCCAGAACACGCACUUGAAGGCUUGCAAGAAUAUUCUCAUAUGUGGUUAAUCUUCCAUUUUCACAGAAAUGAUAAUUCAGCUUCAAAAGCUAAAGUUGCUCCACCCAGAUUGAAUGGAAUAAGAACUGGAGUUUUUGCUACAAGAUCUCCUCACAGACCGGCUCCUUUAGGUUUAUCUCUAGUUAAAAUUGACAGAGUCAUGGACAAUGUUAUUUAUUUCAGUGGGGUGGAUAUGAUUAACGAAACUCCUGUACUAGAUAUUAAGCCUUACAUUCCACAAUAUGACAAUCCAGUUUACUUAAGUACAGGAAAUUCUACUAAUAGAAAUGAUACUAUUGAUAAUGUAGCAAGUACAUCAAGUAUAUCCGAGCCCUCACCAGAUGAAAUUGAUUCCGGAAAUGAGACAAAUAGACCUGUUAAUAAUGAAAGAAUAAUGGAUGGACAAGAAAAUGAAAGGGAACAAGUUGUAGAUGCACCAGUGGUUAAUAAUUUACAUCGUACGACAGAAGAAUUGUUUUAUACCAGAUCAAAUUCAAGAAUAGGGGAGAGGGAAGCUCCAGAUGGGGAGGAAGAAGAAUCUCCAAGAAUUUCUCAAUCUGCAGUUACCUCGCAAACUGCAACUACUCCAGAAGGUCAUAUAAGAGUACCCGCUUGGAUUGACCAACCUUUAGUACCUAGAUUGACAGUAGUAUUUAGAGACAGAGCACUAGUACAGUUAAUCCAAUUAGGACCAGAGGCUGAAGAUAAGAAAACUAUAAUUUCUAAUGUCCUAAGAGAAGAUCCAAGAUCUAUAUAUUUGAGAGAACGUUGGGGUAGUCAUUGUUAUGUGUUUAGGAUAGCAGAUUUGCAUGUAUCCUGCAAAUUCAAUGAUAGUGCUCAGGUCGUUACAGUUUAUCAAAUUUUCCAGAACAAUCCUCCACAAGCAGAUGAAGAAUAGGACAAUGUAACACUUGAAGUAGAAUUUUCAUUUGCUUUUCAUUAUUUUUGCUUCCUUGUAAUUGAAAAGUAAUUUGAUUUGACACUUUAGUUAUAUUUGAUAAACAUCCCCUUUUUAGAUGCUAUCCCUAAAUCAAAAUUAAGCAUUCUUUAACGAUGUUCAUUCGUCUAAAGAAAAAUAGAUAAAACUGUAGUGCUUUUUCUCCAAUUAAAGCCUGAUAUACAUAUGGUUAGGUUUUAAAGAUGGUAUUAUAAUUACCGAAAACGUUUGUAAAGAAAAAUAGAAGUAAGCGUCCCAUUAUAUUACAAUUUAAACUUCCAAUGAAAUAAUAGAAAUCUAUAAAUGAAAAUUACAUAAUCAAAUGAAAUAUUACAAAAAAUACAUUUGUAGGGUAUUAUUUUUUAUUAUUCUUCUUGUAAAACCGCUCUCCAUGGUAAAUGACACUCCACACAGGGGCCAAAUGCAUGAAUUCUUGGCAGAAAUUAUUUUAAAGCAUUAAACUGUUGAGAAAUGAAUUAAAAGCACAUGUCUAGUAUUAAUAAUAAUAUCUUAUGUUUUAAUUUUAAAAACAAAGUAAACAACAAAAUGAUUAUUCUGAAUCUGAAGAAUCAUCUGAAUGUGGCGGAAGUAUCCGAAGUCUGCAAUAAUUCAAGAACUUAUUAAUAUUAUUUGCACGUUUUUGUGGCAGUUUUCGUAGACUUGUCAUUAAUGGGUCCAAAGAAAUUAAAAGACUGUUCAAAAUAUCUUCCACUUUACCACUUUAAACUGUUUGUUAACCUCAAUAUCCAACCCAGUAAUCUUUACUGCAACUUCUGGAUCGCUGAAAAAUCCCCUAGCCGUAUUCCCAUCAUUACGCUUCUAAAACAAGAUUUUGGCUUAUUGAUCCAUCCAAUCCCAUCUCAGUCACUAUUUUCUUAUUUUUCCACCAUUGUAAAAAGCAUAGUAAUUGUUGGAAUUUCUGGAACCGUUCCUGAUAUUCAUACUGAACACACUGUUUACAUUACCACUACACCAACAUUCUCAAUUACACUGUCUGACACGCAUAAGUUAUCCUCCUCAGAGACAAUAUUGAAACGCGCGUGUUGGUGUAGUGGUAGUGUAAACAGUGUGUUCAGUAUGUAUUUCAAUGUGAUUCAUGUGAUACGUCACUAGCUUUAUUUCUUCAAUUUAUUUGCUCAUUUUUUUAACAUUGUUUUCUGCUAAUUCUGUAGUUUUAUGUUGAAAAAUAAACUUAAUUGGUCUGCAGUAUUGCGUUGAUAAAGGUCUUGGAUUGUUUGAGAGCAAUCGUAUAGGUACAAGGUAUACAAUGAAGAUACUAGUGCCGAAUCAUCCAAGCCCCACUUAUAUAUUAGCUUCAAAUUAUUUAAAGUAUCCAUUUUUUAGGUUUCCAAAACUUCUUUCUGAGCAUCCAAUAGUCGAUUGACUGUGUGAUUAAGUAAAUUUAAUCUCAGCAACAGUAUCUGUAACAGUAAUAUGUUCUUUGGGUCGGUAACACUCCUUGGCAAUUUGUAUUUUAAUAUAAGAUGGAAACUUGGACUUAUCUUUUAAUCUCAUAGCUUUGUAUUUAUGUCUGGUAUAUUUGGCUUCAACGAACAUCAAUAUAGCUUCUCUUCCAGAAAGCUGUUGAUCCGAAGACCAUAAACUCAUUUGAUCAGCAAAAGUUAAUUCUUCAGAUGGUUGUUUCUGUCUCAAAUCUUCGGUUUUUUGACGUUUGAUCCGUUCCGAAGCUUCUUCGAAACUUUUUCUAGGGCUACCACGAUUUUUAUCAAUACCAGAAUAAUUCUUAAAACUCAUAGAAGAAUCGAGUGAAGACUUAUUGUAAAUAAUCCUAUCCUAUCCUCUUUUCUAUAAUAUUGUCGAUUUCCUUUUUUUUUUUUAAAAUCAGCCAUGAAAAAUGAAAUUCGCUUUUGUAACAUAUGCUUACAAUGGUUGGGACAUUUGCAAGGAAUUCCCUCAAAUUCGCAGAUUGGGUUGUUGACAUGACAUCGCCUAAUUGCUUCAUAUGUUCAAAUAAUGAUCGCAUCGUAAUAAAAAUAUCAUCUGACCCAUCUAACCUACAAAAAAAAAAGAAAAAAUUGAAAAAAAAUUGCUUUAGUGAAGACCCCCCCCCAUUUAAGAAGCAAAAUUCCGCAGAUUUUCAUUAAUGUUGCUACAAGAACACACGAUCCACUAAUAAAUCAGACAUUAUUCAAAAACAUGUUAUGAAAUGUUCAUAAGUAGAACUUUAGAUGUAAAAAAAUAUUCUUUUGUUUUAAAACCACACUCAACUAACAAUAAUUCACAAAAAUUUUAAUUAAUCACAUCGAAUUAUAAUUUUACAUUAAUAUCGUCAAAAAAACUGUGGUGGUUAAGAACUAGUUUCACGGCUUGAACUGUAUUGGAAUUUUUGAAAUUCUAGACGUUUUAGCUCCCACUUUGAAGCCAUUAUCAAGAAAAGGGUGGGGGUAGGGUGGUCAUUCGUUCAUUGGUAAGAAAUGAUCCGAUUCAGUGGUCUCAAUCUUCCUACUGCACGCAAUGAAUCACCCUUAUUUCAUGAUUGAUUCCAAGGCCUCAUUCGGCCUACUCCUUGGAAUUUCACCGAGGAAAUGGGAAGCAUCAAGAACACUGUUGACACUAACACACUCACUGUUGUUCUUGAGCUAACUGUGGAGCUAGUCGCCUGAACCUUGUGUGUAAAUAUUUUGGACGUUUCUCUAUUUCGAUAGCUUUUCAAAUAAUCCUGGACUUGGAGGAACGUGGCGAUUUGUCUGGCCAAUAUAGGAACGAGGACAUUCUGAGCAGGUGAUUUCAUACACUUCGUGGUGAUAUUUUGUCUUUGACGGAUCUGAUUAUGUUGGAGAGUUCAGAUUGGGUUUAAAUAUUGUAUUGUGUAUCACUUCUCCCAAUGAACAAGUUCAAACGAAUGACUAGGUCAACAUUCCCACUGUAUUAUCAAAAUUAUCACAUGUUUGUAUACUUUUGUUAUUUUACUAUAUCACCUACCUAAUUUUGUUUCAUUCCCACCCAAUUUUUUCUUUCAACUUCUGCCAAGAAUUCAUGCAUUUGGCCCCCUUAUGCGUCAUAUUGUUAUUAGGUACCUAUUUUCGAGUAAUUCGAAGCAUUUGAAAUUGUUUUUUAUGUUGCUUAAGCCUUGUUACCGACAACCAGAUUACAAAGGGUUGACAAUAGUUGUUGCAAACUAUUAGAAACAAAAUUACAUGUUAGAUGUGUUUACUUAUCUAUAUUUUCUUUCAAGGAUUAUACAGAUGGAAUUUUCUUUUUGUCGCACGAUAUGUUUUGUUCAUUUUACUUGAUUUUAAACACUUAGAUAUGUAGGAAUUGAAUGCUUAAAUCAAUACUAAUUGAGUUGGAUUAAUGUCGUUAUUAAGUUAUAAUGUAACCCGGAACCGUUGGUGAUACUUAUACUGAACACACUACACCUACACUCAUAAUUACAUUGUCUUACAAAGUCUUCAAAGAUCAAAGAUAAACUGUAGUCACUGAAGACGAUAACUUUAUUAUCAAAAAGCGAGUCAGGCAGUGUAAUUGUGAGUGGUAAUGUUGUUAAUGUAUUUUUUAAUUUAUUGAUAAAUUAUUUAUUAGUAAAAUUGUUUCAAACUGA